AUGGCAGACUUCAAGCUCUCCGCCCAGCUGAGUGGCCACGACUCAGACGUCAAGGCCGUCAGCUUCCCGAACCCCCAGACAGUCCUGUCCGCCUCGCGAGACGGCAGCGUUCGGGUUUGGCGCCAAACAUCCGAUUCCCCUCCCGCUUUCGAAGCCUCCGUCACGAGUCAAACCUCGGAAUUCGUCAACUCUGUCACAUACCUCCCACCUUCCAAAGCCUACCCCGAUGGCCUAAUUGCCUCGGGUGGCAAGGACACCAUCGUCGAAAUCAAGCAACCCCAAGCUGCCCCGACCGACAAUGCCGAGCGCCUGUUGGUCGGCCACUCCCAGAACGUCUGCUCCCUCGAUGCGUCGCCCAAGGGAUCCUACGUCGUGUCGGGUGGAUGGGAUGCUCAGGCCAUUGUAUGGAACACCGCCACCUGGGAGCCCGAGGUUCGCCUCGGUGGUCACGAUAAGAGCGUGUGGGCGGUGCUCGCCUACGACGAAGAAACGGUUCUCACGGGCUGCGCCGACACAAAUAUCCGCAUAUACAAUCUGCGCUCCGCCGUUGCCGGCGACGCCGAGCCCCAGUCUACCAUUUCAACCUCCGAGGUCGUCCGCGCCCUCGCCAAGCUCCCCAAGGGCCAUCCGAGCGGAGCCGAUAUCGCCAGCGCUAGCAACGAUGGCAUCAUUCGCCUGUGGAAGCUCAACGGUCAGCAGGUCGGUGAGCUCAUUGGUCAUGAGAACUUCAUCUACGCAUUGGCGACCUUGCCUUCGGGUGAACUGGUCAGCUCUGGGGAGGACCGCACUGUGCGGAUAUGGAAGGGCAACGAGUGCGUCCAGACCAUCACACAUCCCGCCAUCUCGGUGUGGACGGUGGCGGCGAACCAGGAGACGGGAGACAUCGUGACGGGAGCCAGCGAUGGCAUCGCUCGUGUCUUUACACGUAGCACCGAGCGGACAGCCGCUGCCGAGGCCGUCUCCGCCUUCGAGGAGUCCGUCAAGGCCUCGGCCAUCCCCCAGCAACAAUUACCCGACAUCAACAAGGAGAAACUGCCCGGCCCCGAGUUCCUCCAGUCCCGAUCGGGCACCAAGGAGGGCCAGGUGCAGAUGAUCAACGAGGGCAACGGCUUGAUCACUGCCCAUCAAUGGUCUCAGAGCCAGCAGCAGUGGGUCAACAUCGGCACGGUUGUCGACUCGGCCGGCAGCAGCGGUAAGAAGACGGAAUACAACGGCAAGUCGUAUGACUUUGUCUUUGAUGUCGAUAUCGAAGACGGCAAGCCGCCUCUUAAGCUGCCUUACAACCUGUCGCAGAACCCCUACGAUGCUGCGACCAAGUUCCUCAACGACAACGAGCUCCCGCUGAGCUACCUGGACAAUGUCGCCAGCUUCAUCACACAAAACACCCAAGGUGCGACUCUCGGCCAGUCUGCGCCGGCAGCGGGUCCCGACCCCUACGGCACCGAGUCGAGAUACCGCCCCGGCGAGUCCGAGUCAGCGGCUCCGAGGCUGCUGCCCCAUACCGAGUACCUCUUCAUCACGGCGGGCAAGUACGAUGCCAUGGUCAACAAGAUCCUCACCAUCAAUGCGAACAUGAUUUCGGCAGGCCGCAAGGACACGGCUCUCAACCCUGCUGAGCAAAACACCCUCAAGGCUGUCAAGGAGGCCAUCGAGUCGUCCAAGCCCGUCAGCCAAGAAGGUAUCGACCUUGCGGUUAAGAUUGUCUCGCACUGGCCGUAUGCCGAGCGGCUCGCCGGUCUCGAUCUUCUGCGAUGCGUCGCCCCGGCACCGCUCGCUGCCGAGCUGGCCGCCCCGGGGGCCUCGUUCCUCAAGAUUGCCUCGAUCAGCGCGCUGGAAGCCACGGACGGCGCCGAACCAAACGAGAACUCGGCCAUGAUGGGUCUGCGGACAUUCGCCAACAUCUUCAGCUCGCCCAAGGGCCGAGCGCUGGCGGCCAAAGAGGCCAGUCUCGCCGCAACGGUUCUCGAGCGCGUGCUCGGCAUAGCCGGCGGCGCGCCGAUCGGGCAAUUCAACCGCAACGUCCUCAUUGCUGCCACCACCACACUCAUCAACUACGCCGUGCUCGCCACCAAGGAAAGGACGGCGCCCGAGUCGAAGCGCUUCAUCGCGGCUCUCGGCAAGAUCCUGUCGGCGCAGUCCGACCCCGAAGUCGUCUACCGGGCGCUUGUCGCACUGGGGACGUAUGUCUCGAGCAACAAGGCCGAGGUCAAGUCUCUGGGAGGCGAGGGCUGGAUCAAGACAGCCAUCGACAGGGUGUCGGAACCGCGUGUCAAGCACGUGGGCCAGGAGGCUCUCCAGCUGCUGUGA
Molecule: messenger RNA, 2307 nt
Organism: Colletotrichum higginsianum IMI 349063
Lineage: Eukaryota; Fungi; Ascomycota; Sordariomycetes; Glomerellales; Glomerellaceae
Product: Polyubiquitin binding protein (Doa1 ufd3)
Exons: 3
Coding region: 1-2307 (768 amino acids)
Biological process (GO): proteasome-mediated ubiquitin-dependent protein catabolic process; ubiquitin recycling
Cellular component (GO): cytoplasm; nucleus
Molecular function (GO): ubiquitin binding
Source: RefSeq, a predicted model, not a curated record